This is a messenger RNA of Phytophthora sojae, 345 nucleotides long. RefSeq lists its product as hypothetical. The record is from RefSeq and is a predicted model, not a curated record. The annotation marks the transcript as partial. The transcript has a single exon. NCBI's taxonomy places the organism in Eukaryota, Oomycota, Peronosporomycetes, Peronosporales, Peronosporaceae.
AUCCUUAAGGCCAAGGCUGUUGCUGUUGCUCGCACUUCUGUGGAUUCAAAUGUCCGUGUAUUACAUAUCCUAGAGGUGCAUAUCGAUGCGGUAGCUACGGAGACUAUGCGGCAACUGUCUUGCUCGGUUAUUUUGGGGGCUGGCGAAAAGCAUUCGCUCUCUUCGCUAGUAUUGGAGAAGGCGGAGAAGGUGAAAGCGUCGCGUUUGUACCGGGACAGCGUCAAAUGGUCUACACGUCGCGCAUAUCGAGUCCACAUGCGAGUGAAUGGCUGGGCAGUUGAUGUAGUCGCCAACUCGUGUGGCUGCGCUAUGCAUUUGAAGUUAAUCUGCGCGCUCAUAGUUUAA